Malaya genurostris is the source of this 635-nucleotide messenger RNA. It is a transcript of the gene RpL14, whose product is annotated as large ribosomal subunit protein eL14. The annotation marks the transcript as partial. NCBI's taxonomy places the organism in Eukaryota, Metazoa, Arthropoda, Insecta, Diptera, Culicidae. Gene Ontology annotation, molecular function: RNA binding; structural constituent of ribosome. The transcript has 3 exons. The record is from RefSeq and is a predicted model, not a curated record. Gene Ontology annotation, biological process: ribosomal large subunit biogenesis; translation. Gene Ontology annotation, cellular component: cytosolic large ribosomal subunit; ribosome.
UGCUUGUUUUGGUUCUUAUUUCAGACCUUUACGCGAUUUGUGGAGACUGGCCGCGUGGCCAAAUGCGCCAGUGGAAGAUAUAAGGGACGCCUUGUAGCUAUCGUCAAUGUGAUUGAUCAAAAUCGGGUACUUAUUGAUGGCCCGACCACCGGUGUUCCUCGACAGCAGUAUCCAGUUAAUCACCUCCACCUGACCAAGUUCCGGGUAAAGUUUCCGUACACCGCCAAAUCUAAAGUGGUCCGUAAGGCUCUGGAAGCUUUUAAUCUAAAGGAGAAGUUCUCUAGUACCAGAUGGCAGGAACGUGCCGUCGCUAAAGCCAAGCGCUGUAACUUGACGGAUUUUGACCGCUUCAAGCUGCGACUGGCCCGUGCCGAACGUAACCGCAUUGUCAGCGCUCAGUACAAGAAACUGAAGAAGGAAGUCGUCAACAAUGGUAUGCUGUUCGGAAAGCCAAUCAAGGGUACAAAACCGCUGCCCAAGCGACGAAACCCGAUUCCGAAGAAGGAAGGCAAGAAGAAGCGCGUCAGGAAAAACAAGAAGACCCCCGCAAAGAAGUGAAGCUCUUCGUGUUUGAUUUUUCCUGAAAGAUUCACUGUACACUGAAGAAAGGAGUAAAUAUAAUAAUUGAACGUCUA